GUCACAUAAACGAGAAACACUCGUCUUACCAAACUCUCUCCUACACAACCAAAACCAUCUCUUUGCAACAAAACUUGUUGUAACUCAUCUUCUUCUUCUUCUUCUCCAUCACAGACUCAUAACAAAUGGGAGAAGUUUCAGUGGUGGAGAACAAGAAAGUGAUACUAAAGAAUUAUGUAGAUGGUAUUCCUACAGAAACAGACAUGGAAGUGAAACUCGGAGAAACAAUUGAGCUAAAAGCACCAAAAGGAUCUUCUUGUUUCCUCGUCAAAAAUCUAUACUUGUCUUGUGAUCCUUACAUGAGAGGUCGUAUGCGUGAUUUUCACGGUUCCUAUCUCCCGCCUUUUGUUCCUGGCCAAGUAUAGAUUAUUCCCACAUUUUCAAGUUUUCAGCUUUUUUGUUUUUUUUUGUCGAUUGGUUCUGUAAUUGGUCUUUUGGGUAUCGGUUUUUGCUCAUUGGAAAAUCAAAUUUUGAAGAGGGAUAGGUAAGUAGAGUUUUUGUGUGAUAGAGAGAUUUUUGCACACCAAGUGUUCGACGUUUUGAUGGAACUUGUGUUAGUUGUGUAUGUAUCUAGAAAUGUUGCGAAGUCUUGAGAUUUGUCUUGUUUAUUGGUGAAUUGUUCAUAUUUGAAGAGAGAGAGAUGUGUAGAUGCUGUAUAUAUGCUUUAGAGAGAUCAUGCACACCAAGUUUUCGAUGUUUUGACGAAUGGAUAUAUUAUAUGCUGAGGAAACUUGAGAUUUGUUAUAUUUUAUUGGUGAAAUUGUUCAUAUUCUUCAAUGACUCUUUAAUAUGUUUCUUUGGUUGACGUUUCCUUUGUUAUAUGCUCUGUAUUAAGCGACUGAUAGUUUUGUAAUCUUGAUGCAGCGUAUCGAAGGGUUUGGUUUAGCAAGAGUGAUAGAUUCUGAUGAUACUAAUUAUAAGCCCGGCGAUAUAGUCUCUGGUAUCAUUGGUUGGGAAGAAUACAGUUUGCUACGUAGUUCAGAUAACCUACAGUUGAGAAAUAUUCAGUUAGACGACGACAUUCCGCUUUCUUAUCAUCUCGGACUUCUCGGGAUGGCUGGAUUUACAGCAUAUGCAGGGUUUAAUGAGAUAUGUUGUCCUAAGAAAGGGGACAGUGUUUUUGUCUCUGCAGCAUGUGGAGCAGUUGGACAACUUGUUGGUCAGCUAGCUAAGUUGCACGGCUGCUAUGUUGUUGGUAGCGCCGGUAGUAAGCAAAAGGUUGAGAUCCUUAAAAACGAGCUUGGAUAUGAUGAAGCCUUUAACUACAAGGAAGAGGCUGAUCUUGAUACUGCUUUGAAGAGGUACUUCCCGGAGGGGAUAGAUAUCUACUUCGAUAACGUGGGUGGAUCCAUGCUUGAUGCAGCGCUCCUCAACAUGAAGGUACGUGGAAGAAUCGCGCUCUGUGGAAUGGUGUCUUUGCAAAGCCUCUCAACUUCAUCACAAGGAAUCAAGAACCUAUACAGCGCUAUCUACAAACGUUUAAGGUUAGAAGGGUUCUUGCAGAGCGAUUACCUUCAUAUCUUCCCACAGUUUCUUGAAAAUGUCAAGAGAUAUUACAAAGAAGGCAAGAUUGUCUACGUCGAAGAUAUAUCUGAAGGCCUCGACCUCGCUCCCGCUGCACUUGUUGGGCUGUUUUCCGGGAAAAAUAUCGGUAAACAGGUUGUUCGGGUUGCUAAAGAGUGAUUGUUUCUGAAAGUAUAUUGCAAGUGAUUUAAGAACAUACAUUGGAUGAAAUAAAGCCACGUUAUGUAUAACAUCUUCUUGUCGAAGUCAAUGUAUGUAUAAGUCUCUUAUGGAAAAACGUUAGUUAAGCAACAAUGUUUUAAAAGUCUUCAUAACUAGAACUAGAUUAAAUUAAGAAUUAGUAAGUCGAUUACGCAAAGAUAAUGAAUUCAUGUUGCCAU
This is a messenger RNA of Arabidopsis thaliana (thale cress), 1904 nucleotides long. Its product is annotated as Zinc-binding dehydrogenase family protein. The transcript has 4 exons. Lineage: Eukaryota; Viridiplantae; Streptophyta; Magnoliopsida; Brassicales; Brassicaceae. The record is from RefSeq and is marked reviewed. The coding region runs from base 859 to 1683 and encodes 274 amino acids. Gene Ontology annotation, molecular function: oxidoreductase activity, acting on the CH-CH group of donors, NAD or NADP as acceptor.